UAUGAAGAGGUGGAAAAAUGGUAGGGUGUAACAGUGGAAAUAGUAGGAGUUCACACUUGAGAUUCUCUUUUACGCUUCGACGUCUCCCCGUGUUGGAAUCUAAGUUAGUUAUUCGAUGAACAGAAUGUGGAGAAGAAGUCAACCGUUUACGUAGUCAAACUGUGAAACCCAACGACUUUGACUAAUUCAUCUUCGUUCAGGCUUCUCCGAAUUCGAUGGUUUGAGGUCUAACCUGCAGUCAGCCGACAAUGAUCCCCGAUCGCUUAUAUGUGUGAAAUGCAGCCAUCCCGUUUCAUCGCAACCCGGUCCAACAAGUUCUUAUUUCCAUUUCUUUCAAGUCUGCAUCUGCUUCUUCCUCGAUCCUUGAAGACAUUUCAAAACACAAACACAGAGAGGUUCAGACAUGGCAGCUCUCCAAUUCCAGAUCUUGCAGCCAUCUAAAUCAUCAUCAUCUGAUCGAAGAUUUCACGCGAGCCUGUAUCCCUCCUCCAAUUUCAGAGCGAAAAGCGUCUACCAUCAAAAGCUGUCAAAGAAGAUCACGGUUGAGGGCUUCAUCCUGAGACGAGAGCACACUGCCGCCACGGAGGCACCGACACAAACCGUGCCAGGAAUCUCAUCGAUACCGGUAGGAGAAGCAACACCGCAGCUACUACCGCUCAAGGUAGCGUCCGUGCUCUUAUUCAGCACCGCGACCGGAAUGAUGCUGAUCGUCAACAAGGUUCAGCCUUCCCAGCUAGCUGAAGAACAAAGAAAAGCAACGUGGAUGUGGAAGCAACUGGAGCGAUCGAUCCAAGACACUCUCGCACUGCGAGCUCCAACCGAGUUGGAUGUCAUGGACGCCAUGAACAAGGUGCUCGCUCUCGAGAAGGCUUAUCCCCUGCCUUUGCUCCCUGGAAUGCUCGAGAAGUUCCCGAAGAAGGUUGAUCCUGCUUGUUGGUGGCCUAAACUACGACAAAGGCGACCAGGAACACAUCAGAGGCGUACGAUUAAUGGCGUAGAAAGGAAUGGUUGGAGCAAAGAAGUGGAAGAAGAGAUGAGGGGUCUUCUCAAAGUUCUAAAGCUGAAAGAUGAGGAACAAUAUGUGAGACUGGGGAAGGUGGUCUUGAACAUCAACAAGACGUUAGCUGCAGCAGGACCUAUAUUCGCUGGCCUAGCUACCAUCGGAUCUGGUUUAUUAGGUGUUUCGGCGCUGGGGCCACUGCCAGCAUUGCUUGCGGUGGCCGGAGGGUCGUUGGCGACCGUGGCGAACACCUUGGAGCAUGCGGGGCAGGUAGGGAUGGUGUUCGAGCUGUUCCGGAACAAUGCCGGCUUCUACAGGUGGCUGCAAGAGGAAAUCGAAUCCAAUUUGGGGGAGGAAGAUUUGGAGAAGAGGGAGAAUGGGGAGUUAUUCAAGUUGAAGCUGGCUUUGCAACUCGGAAGGAGCCUCUCGGAGUUCGGAGACUUUGUGCCCUAUGCUGCUGCUUGUAAAGAUGAAGAUAUCAAGGAGUUUGCCGGGAAGCUGUUCUAAAACGAGUUGGCCUUUUCUUAGGUGUAGCACUUCUCUUGUAGAAUCGGAUGGGAUCCCAUACAUAAAGGCUAGUGGACUUGCUAUAUGCCGAACUGAGUCACCCAGCGACUUGCUAUACUCGUAAUCAGCAUGUGAACAGCCAACGUUGGCUGCAAAUAUUGGUGUUCCUCGCCAAGAGUUCACCGGAAGCGAAAGCCUAACUCCAACUCCUUACGAGCAACUGGGGAUUGGCUCCCUCUCCGACAGCAUUUACCGCCAAGUUCUAUGCAGAUCUAUCUAAUCAUUCGGCAUUUUCCCUCUGUAAGGAGGAACCACAGCCAACAA
Messenger RNA from Musa acuminata subsp. malaccensis (wild Malaysian banana), 1831 nucleotides. NCBI's taxonomy places the organism in Eukaryota, Viridiplantae, Streptophyta, Magnoliopsida, Zingiberales, Musaceae. The record is from RefSeq and is a predicted model, not a curated record.